This is a messenger RNA of Coccomyxa subellipsoidea C-169, 2346 nucleotides long. RefSeq lists its product as hypothetical. The transcript has 18 exons. The record is from RefSeq and is a predicted model, not a curated record. Bases 1 to 2346 code for a protein of 781 amino acids. Lineage: Eukaryota; Viridiplantae; Chlorophyta; Trebouxiophyceae; Coccomyxaceae.
AUGAAUGCCAAGGACUAUUUCCUCGAACGUGACAGUGCUCCCUUCAGAGCCCUGCUGGCCGAGCAGUUGCUGAACCUGGGCCAAGUCGAAAUAGUGGACACCUGGCGCGAAGGCAACGUGAGCUACCAGAAAGUAGUCACAGUGCCAGACUAUGAGAGGUGGGUGCCCGCUGUGGGGCGCAAGUAUGUGAAGGAACCAGACAUCAUGUUCUAUGACACGAUCGCCUACGAUCCAGCAGAGCUGGACGAUGUCGAGAAGGGGUUGCGGAUGACUGUCACCAGCUAUCUGCCCCUGCUGGGCGACAAGAUGCAAGGGAGCAGGACGAUUGUGAUUGAGCCGGUGGAUGAGACCCACUGCCGGCACAGGCUGGAGGGGCAGAUCAACAUCAAGGUGUUUGGGAUCGGGCGGCUGGCAGAAAAGACCAUCAUUGACAGCACAGUCAAGACCUUCAAGGCCCUGCCUGCCAUCGUUGAGAGAUACAACAUGGUGCGUGAGGAACUCUUAAGCGCUCCUGGGGGCCGGGAGGCGUUGCUGGAUGGCAUUCCAGACCAUCUGCUGGAACUGCAGGGUGUUGACAUGGCCAAAAUUGGCAGCAUCCUCCAGGAACCAUAUGAGGAGCUGGACACGGCUGACAUCAGCGAUGACGAGGAUGACAAGUAUGAUGUUGUGGGCGAGCUACUGGAGGAAGCCGCCCCUGAAGUUACCCCUGAGGAGGCCGCCAAAGACCUCAAGCGCUCUGACACACUCUUCUACGACGCAGACGAGCAGAGCGCGUGGAUGGACCCGGAGUGGGUGCGCGCUCUGGAGGAGAGCGCCAACAACCUUGUAGAAACCGACUUCGCCACGGCCGAAGCGAUAGCGCGCGAGGAGCGGCGGGCGCUGGCUCGGCUUCGGAAAAUGGCACCCUCCCACAUCCGCACCGUGCUGCUCAAUCGGCGCCUCUCCCAGGAGCCCGCACCUGGGCCGAUGGAGCGCAGCCGGGAGGACGAGGAGAAGCGCCGGCGUUUCAACGCCAGCGCCAAAAAGUGGCGCCAGUUCUGGCACCGGACCCAGCCACGCGCCGCACCUGUUCCCAGCAUUGCAGCACAGGCAAUCCACCUACUCAGCAUCAGCGCCGCUGUGGGCUGGAUCAAGCUGCAUGCAAGCAGCAAGAGAGGCAGUGAAGAGGAAGAGAAGCCCAAGCCUCAGGUGUUGCAGCUUGGAGAAGUGGAUCUUCUUGAGUUGUGGCAUGAAGGCAAUGGCAAGAUCCGCUACGACAAGGAAGUGCACAAAGCUGACCUUGACAGGUGGAUACCAAAGCUGGGCCAGGAGCUGAUGUGUGAUCACUUGCUGUGCUAUGACUCUUACCAAGUCGUCAAAUAUGAACAGACAGCCGCGGAUGAGCCUCCAUACCGCAUCCUCAUCACCAGCUCCUACCCCAUCCUGGGAGAUAAGUUUCAAGUGCGCUGGACAGUGGUCAUUGACGCACUCGAAAGGAACCAGUGUCGGCACACUGUGGUGGGAGAGGUCCAGUCAUCCAGCCUUGGUGGUAUCAGCAAGCUGCUUGAGUACAUUGUCAGGGACAACAUCGUCAAAUCUGUAAAGCAUCUGCCUGAAAUUGCCCACAGGUAUCUCAAGCUGCGCCCAGUCAUAGCGGGUUCAUUCAGAAAGACAGCAGACGGAAUCAUUGCACUGCAAGUAGGCAAUAUGGUGCCUGACUUCAUGGACGUUUCUGAUGUGGACGAGACAAAGCUGAUUCUGCAGGGCACAGACAGCAAUCUUGAGGAGAAAGAAGAAGGGCCAGUGUUCAUCAGCUUUGAGAAGGGGCUGGGCAAACCUCUGAGCCACCAGGGCAAGUGGGCCGCUAUCAUUGAGGCGGCAGCCACACUUGGAGGAGAUGCUGUAGUGGAUGAGGCCACAGCAGCUGCUCUGAAGCUGGACAGGCAGCUUGCCCUGCGCCACCUGCAGAGGCUGCCAUCCUCCCAGGUCCAGAUGGUCGACCUGGGUGAUUUCAAGCUCACUCACAUCAUCGAUCACCCAGCACUCGGCGCAAAACCAGCUGCCUAUAAGUCUAUAGGCAUGGCAGACUUCCUUGUGGACGAGAAGAACAAACGGGUGUGCAACAAGCUCACCCAAAAAUGGGCCGACUUCUUCCGCAGGAUCAAGCCGGCCCCAGUGCCAAAGGGCAACGAGACAGCCCGCAUCUUCCAGCUGCUGGCAAUUGGCACAGCCAUUGGGCUGGUGGACCCUGGAGUGGAGCCAGCAGGGAUGCCUGAGUACAGCGCUGAGGACAGCACCAGGAUGAAGGAGCACAAGGAGAGGCUGGAUAGGCUGAAGACGCUGUUUGAGGAUUUGAGCCUCACAUAG